This is a messenger RNA of Pongo pygmaeus (Bornean orangutan), 3415 nucleotides long. It is a transcript of the gene CAVIN4, whose product is annotated as caveolae associated protein 4. Gene Ontology annotation, biological process: regulation of gene expression. The transcript has 2 exons. The record is from RefSeq and is a predicted model, not a curated record. NCBI's taxonomy places the organism in Eukaryota, Metazoa, Chordata, Mammalia, Primates, Hominidae. Gene Ontology annotation, cellular component: caveola; cytoplasm. The coding region runs from base 397 to 1470 and encodes 357 amino acids.
ACUGUUACAAAUACUGAUUGAAAUUAUCUAAAGGCAAAAGCUUUACCCAACAUUUGGAGUUUCCUUUUUUGAUCAUUUGGCUUCUAGGUUUAAUAUUAGUUACAUGGUGGCUUUAGUGAACUUUUUUAAAAAGCUUUCCUCUUCUACCCACACAGUCUUAUUUGAGUCCCUUAGUCAGUCAGCAAGCAUGUUUGGAACAGUCCCCGGUGCUUUGCAAGGGUUCAGAUUGCAGAACAGUCACAUAUGGGUAUUUGUAGUUAUAAAUACUUGACCAUUCUCCAGGGGUGGGGUUUCCAACUCUUUAAACAACCCUGUUGCCUGUUAUCAAGCUGACUUUUUGCUCCAAGUGCCAGAAUUGAUUGUGGUUAGGACAUCUUACGCUGAGAAAUAAAUAAAAUGGAACAUAAUGGGUCUGCUUCAAAUGCUGAUAAAAUCCACCAGAAUCGCCUGUCGAGUGUUACAGAAGAUGAAGACCAAGACGCUGCUCUUACCAUUGUGACUGUGCUGGACAAAGUAGCCUCCAUCGUGGACAAUGUGCAGGCAAGCCAGAAGAGAAUAGAAGAGAGACACAGGGAAAUGGAAAAUGCCAUAAAAUCCGUCCAGAUUGACCUGUUGAAGCUUUCACAGUCACAUAGCAAUACAGGGCAUAUCAUUAACAAGUUGUUUGAGAAAACCCGAAAAGUUAGUGCUCACAUUAAAGAUGUGAAAGCCCGGGUGGAGAAGCAACAAAUUCAUGUUAAAAAAGUUGAAGUCAAACAAGAGGAAAUAAUGAAGAAAAACAAAUUCCGCGUGGUAAUAUUCCAGGAGAAGUUUCGGUGUCCGACAUCCCUGUCUGUUGUUAAAGACAGAAACCUAACUGAGAAUCAAGAAGAGGAGGAUGAUGAUGUCUUUGAUCCCCCAAUAGAUCUCUCUUCGGAUGAAGAAUAUUAUGUUGAAGAAAGCAGAUCUGCCAGGCUUAGGAAGUCAGGCAAGGAGCGCAUUGAUAAUAUCAAGAAGGCAUUUUCCAAAGAAAACAUGCAGAAGACACGGCAGAAUCUUGAUAAGAAAGUGAACAGAAUUAGAACUAGAAUAGUGACCCCGGAGAGGAGAGAGAGGCUAAGGCAGUCAGGAGAGAGGCUGAGACAGUCAGGGGAGAGGUUUAAGAAAUCUAUUUCUAAUGCAGCUCCCUCAAAGGAAGCUUUUAAGAUGCGCAGCCUCAGGAAAGGUAAGGACCGAACAGUGGCUGAAGGUGAGGAAUGUGCCAGGGAGAUGGGCGUGGACAUCAUUGCCAGGAGCGAGUCUCUGGGCCCCAUCAGUGAGCUCUACUCUGAUGAGCUCAGUGAACCAGAACACGAGGCAGCCAGGCCGGUGUAUCCUGCCCAUGAAGGAAGGGAAAUCCCCACCCAGGAGCCUUUAAAAGUUACUUUUAAAUCUCAGGUGAAAGUAGAGGAUGAUGAAUCUCUUUUGUUAGAUUUAAAGCACUCAUCGUAAAGAGGAAUUAAGUAUAUCCUAAAUAUGAAUCUCCUAAUCAUGCAGUUUUAGUUUGAAUAGUGUAGUCAUCUACAUUUCUGUGCCAUGUAGGAAAACAUAAAUGUAUGUUUUUUUCUUAUAGUUAAAAUCUUGAAGAUAAUAUAAAUAUUAUUGUCACUCUUUCUCAUGGCAGCUGUGGAUUUUUUAGUUCCUUUCUCUUGUCCACCAGAAAAAUAGUUUCCUAGGUUGGGCCAGUUACGUGUUUGGUAAGGGCAACUUUGCGGCCAUCAUUUGCAAGAGAAUUCUAAAUAUUGGUUAGGAUUAAUAUUGUGGCCAGCCUCAAAGGGGAGUAACUCAUGUGUGGGUUAUAUCAUCCAGAUGUUCAGAUCAACAGAUUUGUUAGUAAAUUAGCAGUCACACCCCUUUUUUGAUGCUUUCACAUUAAAAAAUUGAAGUUUUGGACUUGAGCAUUUGGCUAUAGUAUCAUAGCUUUACUUAUAAGAAAACCCUGGGCAAGUCAUCUGCUUAUUCUCAUCAGUAAAAAUGGAGAGGGUUGGCCUCUGCUGCCCACCUCAGAGGACUGUUGUGAUGAUCAAAGGAAAUGGUACACAUUCUGGGGGAACAAGAAGCACACCCAGAGAAAACAAGCCUCACCAGUUCCUCCAAAACAGAAUUGAAAGAGUUACACCUUCUGAAAAAGCCCUCAGCACCAAUCAAUAAGGUCCUAGGUUGGAGAGAAACUAAAGCUGGUCUUCAGAAGCCUUUUCACAGAAUCAAGAGUGAAAAAUAAAUGUUUGGGUGACCACUUUUUCAUCAGACUAACUAAAUCUUGGGUUUUAGUUGGGUCUCAAAAUGUUCCCUGGCCAGACCCUUUCUAAUUUCCUUUUGAUUAAGAUCUUUGGUGGACUAUAGCACUACAUUUGUUUGAGCAGUAUGAGGCAUAAAAUUGUGACUAUGUUUCUAAAGUCGGCCCUGAUGCAUUGGGUUUGGAAAUGACCACAAAUAUUCCUGUUUUCCUGAGUGUACCCUUCAGGGUCCAGCUGUCCAAAACAGUGUUGAUAGGAGUUCAUCAUAGCUGCUUUGGGAGGAAGCCGGAUUCCCCUUAUCUGUUAGCUUUAGAUCCUCGAAUCCAGGAAGUAGAACAAUGUCUAUUGUUGCUAAAGAAAGAAAGAAAUGGGCCGGGUGUGGUGGCUCACGGGAGUAAUCCCAGCACUUUGGGAGGCUGAGGUGGGUGAAUCACCUGAGGUCAGAAAUUCACGACCAGCCUGACCAACAUUGCGAAACCCCGACUCUACUGAAAAUACAAAAAUUAGCUGGGCGUGGUGGCAUGCGCCUGUCCCAGCUACUCAGGAGGCUGAGACAGGAGAAUUGCUUGAAUUCAGGAGGUGGAGGUUGCAGUGAGCCGAGAUUGUGCCAUUGCACUCAAGCCUGGGUGACAGAGCAAUACUCUGUCUCAAAAAAAAAGAAAGAAAGAAAUGGUAGUACUGAUUCUGUACUUGAAGGAUGUUUAAUGUAGCAUGGUGUUGUAAUAGAGAAGAAAUGAUGAAAUUGUUGAAUUUGAAGAGUUGGGACAACGAUCAGCUAUCCCACUUUUUUUCUCACUUUCAGAUCAGUUUUUGGAUAAUCAUAUGGUAGUUAAAAUAAUAAGUGUACACAUAUACACACAGGCAUACAUAAAUCAGCUUUAAAAUAUUUGACUCAGUUACUCAGAUGUUUGGCUUUGGGAGUCUGAUUCAGCAUCAUUUCCUCUUCACCCUGCAUGAAUACAUAAAAUCAUAUAUCGUUCAUGUUGUUACCUUUUUAUAUUGAAAACUAAAGUGUAUACAACAUUGGAUAACACUUUCAAAUGAAUAAUUUUAAAAUGUUUUUAUGACAUUUUGGAAAGAUCUUGGGUGCCUAAUCACAUAUUUUCUUAAGAGGCAUAAUAAAUUUGAAUUUAAGAAAAUGUUAUUACAACAUUUGAUGU